AUGUCGCACUCCGAAGAUGAAAAGAUGACCGGCACUCUGACGCCUGAUAUGGAGAAGACGCCUGCAGAGGCUUUCGUUGUAUCUGGCGAGCAGGCAGACUAUGUUGACGACCUCAAUGAUCAUGUGCCUCGCAAGACCGGCCCCUUUGCGCCGCUCUGGCGGAUGGCCGAUCGCCUUCGCACUGCCGGCGUAGAGACCAGAGGCAUCGAGCGUGUGCCACCGACAGAACGUCAGCAGAAGCAUGUAUAUGACCUCUGCACGAUGUGGCUCGCCGCCGACACGACCAUCAGCACUUUCGCACUUGGUAUGCUAGGAUCCUCCGUCUUCUUCCUCGGGUUCAAGGAAGCCACUCUCGUCAUCAUCUUCUUCAACUUGCUCUGUACGAUCCCUGUCGCCAUGUUCUCGGUAUGGGGCGCCCGUCUCGGCCUCCGUCAACUCUGUCUAUCUCGCUUUUCCUUCGGUAGAGCCAGCUUGGCGCCAGUGGUGCUGAACUGUAUCGCUUGCGUCGGUUGGUCGACAAUCAAUGCCAUCGCCGGUGCUCAGUGCCUGCGUGCGGUCUCUGACACACAUCGCAUACCUGUCUGGGCUGCCGUAGUCAUCAUCGCCAUCAUAACGCUCGUCGUCAGCUUCAUGGGCUACAGAGUCGUCCACAUCUACGAAAAGUGGUCCUGGAUCCCUGUUGCGAUCAUCUUCUUCAUCGUCUUCGGCGAAGCCUACACCGAAAUGUCCUCGCCGCCCUUUGAACCUGCCAGUCGCGAGCUCACUGGAUCCAUUCUGUCCUUUGGCGCUGCCAUUGCGGGCUUCGCGCUCGGCUGGACUAGCCUUGCAGCAGACUACAGUGUGCAGCUGCCUGAAGAUACCUCUGCCUUUGCGAUCUUUGCUUGGACAUACGCCGGUCUCAAUGUCCCACUGAUCCUUGUGGAAACACUAGGCGCUGCUAUGAUGACUACCAUCACGGCCAAUGCCGAUUGGAACGAUCGCUACCUCGCCAAUGGUUCCGGCGGUCUGUUGUCUGGCCCGCUCAGCAAGCUCGGUGGCUUCGGCCAGUUCCUGCUUGUCAUUCUCGCACUGUCGAUCGUGGCCAACAACAUUCCCAACAUGUACUCACUCAGUCUGACUUUCCAGACACUUGGACCGUACGCACAGGCCAUCCCGAGGCCCUUCAUCACACUCCUGGGCACGAUCAUCUACAUCGUCCUCGGCAUCGUCGGUUACUCCCACUUCGAGACGGCUCUAGAUACCCUGCUCGUCUUGCUCAGCUAUUGGCUUGCUUGCUUCACCACUGUCUUGCUUGCGGAGCACUACGUCUUCCGGGGCGGCAAGUUCUCGAACUAUGAAGCCGAUGCGUACGGCGACUGGUCUAUCCUGCCAAUGGGUCUAGCUGGCACCCUCGCUAUUGGUGCAGCUAUCGCUGGAGCAGUCGUCGGCAUGUCUACGGUCUGGUACGUGGGCCGCCUGGCUCUUGACAUCACAGCUCCGUACGGAGGCGAUCUCGGCUUCGAACUCUCGUGCGGUUUCUCGCUGGUCGCAUUUAUUCCUAUGCGCUACAUCGAGAAGCGGUAUAUUGGUCGAUAA
This is a messenger RNA of Mixia osmundae IAM 14324, 1575 nucleotides long. RefSeq lists its product as uncharacterized. The record is from RefSeq and is a predicted model, not a curated record. Gene Ontology annotation, molecular function: transmembrane transporter activity. Bases 1 to 1575 code for a protein of 524 amino acids. Gene Ontology annotation, biological process: transmembrane transport. NCBI's taxonomy places the organism in Eukaryota, Fungi, Basidiomycota, Mixiomycetes, Mixiales, Mixiaceae. The transcript has 5 exons. Gene Ontology annotation, cellular component: fungal-type vacuole membrane; plasma membrane.